AUGGAGGGAAUUCAUGCCCCCGCAAAAGUACAGGCCUCGACCGAUGAAGAUGUCAGGGAGAAGAUAGCAAUUCAAUCAAGAGAAAAUUACGAACAAGAACCAAAGCCGCUUCAAGUUGAAACGGUCCUAAAUCUCCUUCGUGGUCGAAAUACGUUCCUGCUAGCGGCGACUGGCUUUGGGAAAUCUCGAAUCUCGGAAAUGUACCUCCGAAUGCUUCCCAAAAACCCUCAUGGAGAUAUUAUUGGGGUAGUAGUUGUCUUGAACCCUCUCGAUGCCCUUGGAGACAAUCAAGUUGAAGAGAAAGUCGCUGCUGGGUUCACAGCAAUCAACUUGACCAAGCCGAAUUUCUCUCAAGAGGCUUGUCUAGAAAUCCAGGAAGGCUCAUACAACUUUGUCUACCUAUCGCCUGAAAUGUUCCUUGAUAACGAAGCAUUCAGCAACAUUUACUUCUCACCGAAGUUCCAAAGCAAACUGGCUUUGAUUGUGGUGGAUGAAGCCCACAUGAUUUACUCAUGGGGCUUGGUUGAGGGCGGCCAAAAGAAGCUUAAGACUAUAGUGCGGCACCAGGAUGUUUCUGCUUUUCGGCCUCAUUAUGGCAGCCUAGCAACCCAACUCUUAACAAAGAAUCAGGCACCUCUAUUGCUAAUGUCUGCGACUUGCAGGCCAGCGGCAAUAACGGCUAUCAAAAAGAAUCUCAAAUUGCUUGACACACACAUCGAUCUUCUCCGCGAUGAACUGACUAGACCCGAAAUCCGAAUCCUGAGAAUCCCCAUGAAAAGCUCGAUCCAGUCUUGCGCCGACAUUUUACAGGUUUAUGAUCCAAAAUCUCAUAUUCCUGACGAGCAAGUUGUCCCAUCUUUGAUAUACAGUGGGACCCGACUACGAACCCUACAAGUACUAGAGGUUUUAGAUCAAGCUCGUGGGACUCCCAGCAAUCAUUUGAAUCCACGGAACUCGUUUGCCCGUCGAUAUCAUGCCUGCACAGGCGAGUUAGACAAGAAGGAUGUUAUCAAUGACUUUGCUUCUGGAAAGAUCGUUCACAUAGGUCGCGGCGAUCCCUCCCUUAUCUGCCAGAUGAUAGGACGAUGUGGCCGGGAUGGUCGCCCUGGCUUGGCUAUUCUUUUUGUUGAGACCAACCGACCCAACGGAAAAAAUAGUAUUGCGGACUUUCCACCCGGUCAUGUUCAAUCAGAUGAAGACCGGAUGGAUGCACUUGCAAUCACUCCGGUCUGUCUCCGGAUUGCAUUCUCUAUGGAUAACUUGAUUGGUUACAUACCGCUUGAUUUCAAUGAUCCCCUUUACCAAUCUGAGAAGCGUCGCGAGGAACUUAAUGGAUUUCCACCCUGCAUGUGUUCCAAUUGUAUGGAGCAUGCUGGCACCCUUCUGGUGCAGAAUCUGAAAAAUUUGAAUAAGGACAACUUCGGUGACUACGUAAUGAAUCAAGUGGCACUGAAUGCGGUGGAUACUACUGAAACCAAGCGGAAAUACAACAUUGUUCGAAACGGUCCAACAACUAAGAAACAAGAGCGAGUACAACUGGCGCCUUUGAGAAAAAUUUUGCAAGAGACAUUCAACAGCUUCUAUCGAAAUACUUUUGGUGAAGCAGGCUCAUUGGUACCCACCAAUCUCUUUGGUGUUGUGGAGAUCGAUUCAAUUAUUAAUUACUUUGGGCAGAUUCAAUCGGAGAGUGAUCUCCGACGGGUUAUCAAAGGGGAAAUGGUUAAAGGACAGCUGGGGGUUUUGAUGAAAUCGAUUGACAUGUAUAGAUUGAGAGGAACAAGUGAAACAAAUACUAUAGCAACAGGAGAACUCGAACCCUCGGUAACUGAUAAAGAGGCUACAAGUGACCAACCCAAUGAACCUUCAGAUCCGAUCGAUUCAAGCACUGCAAAACGACCUCGAAAGAAUGCAGUAUCACCAGAAAUCUUAAGACAACGAGAGCUGGCAGCUGCUGAAAAGAAAAAAGCAAAGCAACAGAGAUUGGAGCUCCAGAUACAAGAACAAGAGGCCAAGGCUCGACGUGCCGCGUGGCAUCUACAAAACAUGAAUGAAAUUAAAAAGGCUCAUGGUCUACUUUAG
This is a messenger RNA of Puccinia graminis f. sp. tritici CRL 75-36-700-3, 2079 nucleotides long. RefSeq lists its product as uncharacterized. Gene Ontology annotation, cellular component: cytoplasm; chromosome. The record is from RefSeq and is a predicted model, not a curated record. The coding region runs from base 1 to 2079 and encodes 692 amino acids. Gene Ontology annotation, molecular function: 3'-5' DNA helicase activity; ATP binding; nucleic acid binding. Gene Ontology annotation, biological process: double-strand break repair via homologous recombination. NCBI's taxonomy places the organism in Eukaryota, Fungi, Basidiomycota, Pucciniomycetes, Pucciniales, Pucciniaceae. The transcript has 3 exons.